Peronospora matthiolae is the source of this 456-nucleotide messenger RNA. NCBI's taxonomy places the organism in Eukaryota, Oomycota, Peronosporomycetes, Peronosporales, Peronosporaceae. The record is from the annotation of a GenBank genome assembly.
AUGUCCUUGGGUGGACACGUGUCGCCGUUUCGUGAACAUACUGAUUUUUCUCUUCGCCCCUUGCACAAGCCUGGAGCAUCGCUUUUCCUGCCGGUCCCAGUGGCAUCCUGUCGUAAUGGUCAGGAGAAGACGAACUGUGUGACGACCGCUCCUCCGCGUCUUGGAUACCUGGCGGAGUAUUCGGUGGUGGGGGACGGCGCAUCACCCUCGGGUUGUCGAGCCGUGGCUGCGCUCGGGGUAGGUUUCGAAGUCUUUGAGCUUCAUCUGGAUAUCGCGAGACGGUGCCGUCAUAGAUUGCUGUGGCGGUACGUUGUUGUGUCUGGUGAUGGUCCUAACCAGAAUCGCCAAUCGCUUGUGCAUCUUCUCCAACAUGCUCUUGAUGCUGCUGAACCCAGGUCGAACAAAGUGCUUGGCCGAACCUUCCUGCAGCCAUAUUUGCCUCGCGGAGGAGGGUAA